UGGCGCGCGACGGGAGCGUGCGGCCCCUCGUCGACCGUCGCCUCCCCGCGCGCCGCGGCGGGCACGGCCCGGGACGGGAGGGGAGGCCCCGGCCCCCAACACGUGGCCGCCCGCGGACUCCCGUGGCCGGCGAUUUUUAAUCCCAGCGGCUCGCUCGCCUUGUCACCGCGGCAGCAUCACAUCAUAGGCCUGCCACAGUGCCACACCACUCCAGAGGGAGCCGAACAGCUUCCCCGGGACUCUAGAGGCAUCAGCGCUGCGAGCAGCGGCAAUCGAUCAAUCAACCAACCCACCUCCGCGAAAUGUCCAUCUCGAUGCGCCUCGCGAUCCCGGCGCCGGCGGCCGCGACCGUGGCGCCGCCGCGGCUGAGGGUGCGGGUGGCCGGGAACGGGGGCUCUCUUCCCGCCGCGCGCGUCGCCCUGCGGACGGAGACGGCCGCGCUCAGGGGAUGCGCCUCGCUGCCCCUGAAGCCGCAGCCUCUGGGCGCGGGCCAGCCGAGCCGCCGCCGGGGGGCGGCCGCCGUGUGCCACUCGUCGGCGCACCUGAGCGCGCGGACGAUGCAGUGGAUCUCCGCCGGGGCCAGCGCAGUGCUAUUGCUUGCUAAAGGAACAGCCAUAAACAAAUCUUUCCUUGUGCCAUUUUUCGCUUUGCAAGCACCUUGCAGCAUAAUCUCGUGGAUCAAGGGUGAUUAUGGCCAAUGGACUGCUUUUCUUGCUCUUUUGGUGCGCUUGUUCUUCUUCAUUCCAGGUGAACUUGAGCUUCCGCUGUCAACAAUGCUGCUAGUGAGCGUUGCUCCUUACCAAUUAAUGAAUCUGAGGGGAACUCAAGGUGGUGCAGUUCUGUCAUUGGCCAUAGCUGGGUUUCUCGCUUUUCAACACUUCACCAGGGUGGGAGGUCUAGGCAAAGCCUUUGAGCAGGGAUCGGUCAUUGCGACCUUGGCCAUUAUCUGCAUCACAAUCAUCCCCUUGAUGCUGCUAUUCUGAUUGGAGUAGGUUGGCAAGAGUUUGGUCCUCAUUGUGCAUCCAAUGAUGGAUAAAUAAAAACCUUGUGAUGCAACACUCAGUCUUCCUAGUUCCUUUUCGCAAAUAAGACCGAUUUGUUAUACAUUCCGAAAUGUAUGUAGUAUGUACUGAUGUACCCUGUUGUGCGGUUUGGUAAUGUCAGUCCAAAAGAUUUUGAUUUUCUUCAGUAGCUA
This is a messenger RNA of Panicum virgatum (switchgrass), 1195 nucleotides long. RefSeq names its product cold-regulated 413 inner membrane protein 1, chloroplastic-like. Gene Ontology annotation, cellular component: membrane. NCBI's taxonomy places the organism in Eukaryota, Viridiplantae, Streptophyta, Magnoliopsida, Poales, Poaceae. The coding region runs from base 303 to 983 and encodes 226 amino acids. The record is from RefSeq and is a predicted model, not a curated record. The transcript has 6 exons.